AAAAAAAAAAAAAAAAAAAAAAGCCUCCUCGAGCUCUCUCUUCUACGUCGCCGCAUCCACAAUCCCGUUCCUCGUCCUCGUCCUCGUCCUCGUCUUCAAGCUCAGAUUUUGAUCAUUGUGUCCUGUGACGCUACCUACCAUUUUCCCUGGUUUAUGAAGCUGCAAUGGAUACCGAAGAUCUCCUAAAACUGGUGACAGUUCCAGAAAUUCUCCCUUCCAUGACCUGCUCACAAUCAGGACCAGGUCUCUCGCUCUCUCUCGUGCAUGCGUGCGUGUGCGGGCACGUGCGUGUGUGUGAGUGUGGUAGUUUUCUCAUUCUUGUGCGAUGAAGACAUUAAAGCACUCUUCUUUCAGCCCGACAACGAAACAUUUACCAUUUUGUGACUAGACAUUGGAGCUAAAGCUAAGGGAAGACUACGACGAUGAUGUUGCUUGCUACUACGUUACUUCUGUUCAUCUACGAGUUUUCAUGUUCUGCUCCACCAGUUGGCAUAAAGCCCUCAAAGCUCCCACAUCUCAGGAAAAAUAGAAAGGCUUGCUCGCAAAUGGCAGAUGACUUUGCACACCUGCCACCAUGCAAGGGGGAGCUGAUCACGGUGCUGAGCAUCGACGGCGGUGGCGUGCGAGGCAUCAUUCCAGGAGUCAUCCUUGAGUUCCUUGAAUCAAGACUCCAGGACUAUGAUGGUAAGGAUGCGCGGAUUGCGGACUACUUUGAUGUCAUUGCUGGGACAAGCACUGGUGGGCUCUUAACCGCAAUGCUCACCGCUCCAGCUCCAGACAACGUCAAGAGACCACUCUUCGAGGCCAAGGACAUUGUUCAAUUUUACUUGCGCCAUUGCCCUUAUAUGUUUCCUCAGAGGAGGAGCGGGAUAUUUAGUUACUUUGCAAAGACUCGCGAUAUGCUCGGCAUAAUCAAGGGGCCAAAAUAUGAUGGCAAGUAUCUGCACAAACUUGUUAACGAUGUCCUUGGUGGGACAAAGUUGGAUCAGACACUGACAAAUGUUGUGAUCCCUGCUUUCGAUAUUAAGCUUCUCCAACCCACCAUCUUCUCCACAUUCAAGGCAAAAGCUCAUUGCGUAAAAAAUCCUCGUUUAGCAGAUGUAUGUAUAAGCACAUCUGCAGCUCCAACAUAUUUACCAGCUCACUAUUUUGAGACAAAGGAUGAUGAAGGAUCAUCUCAAAGCUUUCAUCUUGUUGAUGGGGGUGUUGCUGCAAACAAUCCGACACUGGUGGCCAUGGGCCAAGUUACAAAAGAGGUAGACAGGAAAAAUAAAGAGUUCCCAGCUGAGAUGAAGCCGCUGGACUAUCGAAAAUAUUUGGUGAUCUCGAUCGGGACAGGGGCACCGCUACAGGAGGGGAAGUUCGAUGCGCGGAAGGCGUCCAAAUGGGGCGCCUUCGGGUGGCUGGUCGGCGAAGGGACGACACCUCUCAUUGAUAUCUUCUUCCAAGCCAGCUCUGACAUGGUCGACAUUCAUGCCGCCUGCCUCUUUGAAGCCAUCCAAUGCUCUGACAAGUAUCUGCAUAUACAGGAGGAUAACUUGGUGGGCGACGUAGCAUCGAUGGACGUUACAACCGAGAAGAACCUGGGAGAUCUGGUUCAAGCAGGAAAAGCGCUUCUGAAGAAGCAGAUCCACGUGCUCGACAUCGAGAGCGGCAAGCUGAAGCCGCAUGAGACGGUGGGCAAGGACGUCACCAACGAAGUCGCCCUCGACAACUUUGCAAAGUUGCUCUCUGAGGAGAGGAAGCGCAGGCUUAAGAACUAGCAACAGUAACAUCAUUAUGAUGAACUCGGGAAAAAGUCAGCAGCGAAGCUGACGUGAUCGCCGUAGGUUAUGCGCAUAAUCCGGUGUGUGUGUGCGUGUGUAUUUGUGCGUGUGUCUGAACUUAUGGUUUGUUGCUUCAAGUUAUGUGCAUGAUAAUGUGUGCGUGCGCUUGCUCCCGCGAACUGUGUUUUUUUUGGCAAUUGGUUUGUAACAAGAGUCGUUCGAUAUUUGAAUGGAGUCUCAAGAGAGAUUUACUCAGUUUUCUUAU
Molecule: messenger RNA, 2031 nt
Organism: Ananas comosus (pineapple)
Lineage: Eukaryota; Viridiplantae; Streptophyta; Magnoliopsida; Poales; Bromeliaceae
Product: patatin-like protein 3
Exons: 9
Coding region: 423-1763 (446 amino acids)
Biological process (GO): lipid metabolic process
Molecular function (GO): monoacylglycerol lipase activity; glycerophospholipase activity
Source: RefSeq, a predicted model, not a curated record